Molecule: messenger RNA, 2953 nt
Organism: Phoenix dactylifera (date palm)
Lineage: Eukaryota; Viridiplantae; Streptophyta; Magnoliopsida; Arecales; Arecaceae
Gene: ATSAC1
Product: Phosphoinositide phosphatase family protein
Biological process (GO): phosphatidylinositol dephosphorylation
Cellular component (GO): intracellular membrane-bounded organelle
Molecular function (GO): phosphatidylinositol-3,5-bisphosphate 5-phosphatase activity
Source: RefSeq, a predicted model, not a curated record
CCCCAGCCCCUAACCGUCUUUGCCCGACCGCGACGGUCGUCAUGGCUAAAGCCGAGAAUCCCAAGCAAAACCCCUCCGCCCUCGCGAAGAAGCCACCUCCGCCUUCUCCGCUCGCCGACCAAGACUUCGAUCCCAACUCCUGCUCUCUCGAGAAGUUCCGUCUCUACGAGACCCGCGCGAGAUUUUACCUAAUUGGGAGCGAUCGGGAGAAGCGGUUCUUCCGGGUGCUUAAGAUCGACCGUUCCGAACCCUCCGAUCUGAACAUCAGUGAGGACCCCGUGGUGUACUCGCCACAGGAGGUCAAGAACCUCCUCCAGAGGAUCAGCGAGGGUAAUCGAGCCACCGGCGGUCUCACCUUCGUCGUGAAGGUCUAUGGCAUUGCAGGCUGCAUCAAGUUUUUGGAGUCGUACUAUCUGAUUCUGGUUACAAAGCGUCGUCAGAUUGGGUCUAUAUGUGGACAUGGGAUUUAUAGCAUUGAUGAAAGUCAACUGAUCACCAUUCCCCAUUCAUCGAUACAGUCUGAUGUCGCCCAUUCCAAAACGGAGCUUCGGUACAAGAAGCUUUUAUCUAGCGUUGAUCUCACGAAGGAUUUCUACUAUAGUUACACAUAUCCCAUCAUGCAAAGCUUACAGAAAAAUGUCCUUGCAUCGGGUGGGGAGAAGAUGUUAUAUGAGAACAUGUUCGUAUGGAAUGAAUUUCUGACACAAGCUAUACGAUCAAGGUGCAAUAAUACUCUCUGGACUAUAGCCUUGGUCCACGGGCACUUCAAGCAGGUCAAGUUAUCAAUUUUUGGGCGAGAAUUUAAUGUUUCCCUCGUAUCUAGACGGUCUCGUCAUUUUGCAGGGACACGGUAUUUGAAAAGAGGAGUUAAUGAUCGGGGCAGAGUUGCAAAUGAUGUAGAAACUGAACAAAUAGUCCUUGACGAAGAAGCUGGAUCAUGCUGGGGAAAAAUGAGUUCAGUUGUACAGAUGCGAGGUUCAAUCCCCCUUUUCUGGUCGCAGGAAGCUUCAAGAUUUAGUCCCAAACCUGAUAUUAUCUUGCAGAGAUAUGAUCCAACAUACCAAGCAACCAAGUUGCAUUUUGAAGACCUGGCUAAGAGAUAUGGAAAUCCAAUUAUUGUACUCAAUCUAAUAAAGACUGUUGAAAAAAGGCCUCGAGAAAUGAUGCUACGGAGGGAGUUUGCUAAUGCAGUUGGAUAUCUUAACCAGAUUCUACAAGAAGAAAGCCAGCUGAAGUUUAUUCACUGGGACUUUCAUAAAUUUGCAAAAAGCAAGUCUGCCAAUGUUUUGGCUGUUCUAGGUGCAGUAGCAAGUGAGGCACUUGAUUUGACUGGUUUCUAUUAUAGUGGGAAAUCAUUUAAAAGAAGAGCAACUCAGCUUAGUCGAACUAGCACAGGAAGGGAUGGUUCCCUUAGUGAUGUCAGAGCUAGUUCAGGAGAUCUUUCAAGGAUGCCUAGUAACUUUGAAACAACAAACCCUUUGGCUAAUCAGGAUAGACAGAAAGAGUUAAAUCGUCAUUCAAUAGGUGAUGGACCUCGUUUCCAAAGUGGAGUUCUGCGCACGAACUGCAUUGAUUGCUUGGAUCGUACAAAUGUUGCCCAGUAUGCUUAUGGCCUAGCAGCCUUAGGUCGCCAACUCCAGGCGAUGGGACUUACAGACAUUCCUAAAGUGGAUCCAGAUAGCAGCAUUGCUGCAGCUCUUAUGGAUAUGUACCAGAGUAUGGGUGAUGCACUUGCUCAGCAAUAUGGUGGCUCUGCAGCACAUAAUACUGUUUUCCCUGAGAGGCAAGGCAAGUGGAGGGCUACUACACAGUCUCGUGAGUUUCUGAAAUCCAUCAAGAGAUACUACAGCAAUACCUACACAGAUGGUGAAAAGCAAGAUGCGAUAAACCUAUUUUUAGGUUACUUUCAACCACAAGAGGGAAAACCAGCUCUUUGGGAGUUGGACUCGGAUUAUCAUCUUCAUGUUUCAGGGAUUGGUGAUGAGCCAGUUCCUGAUACAGAUAAAAGUUCAUCACUUGAUACAAAGCCCAUGGAAGGACCUGGAACUACUCUUGCACCAAUUGCAGCAUGCAAACAAGACUUCUCUCGGAUGAAACUGACUUCAUUUGAUAAACUGAUAGAGAAAACAUGUAGUUUAAUAAAGAACGUGAGGCUUUACAGUGAAUCUGAUCUGAAAGCAAGAGGCAAUGCAGGAAAUCCUGGAAUGGCACCAGAUGCAGCUGAAAUACAGCUUAAAAGCCCAAAUUGGUUGUUUGGUCAAAGAAAGUAUGAAGAAAGUGUACCUGCCAAAAACGUUACUGUGAAAGAAAAUGCAAGUGGGGCAACCCAAGAUGAGUUAUGUUCUUCUGGUUAUGGUGAAUUAAAUUGGCUUUCUUGCACUGGUGACAUGUUCGAGGAGGAUAUCUUCAAAAGGUAUCUGGCAUUGACGUCUGUUGAUGAAACCAACAGUUGGUAUGGUGGGACAUUGAUUUAUGAUCAAGAUGAAAACUGUGAGGUUUACAAGCAUUAUGCUGAACUUUGUCAGGGCCCAGUCAUGGAUCCCUUUGAGCACGACCCCGAGAAAGAGAAGCACUAUGCUGAUGCUUUGCGGAUGGGGCUGGACAGCGCAGACGACGCACUUGUAGAAGCCGAGAUGGAAGCGGCUCUGAAGGAGUAUGACCAGAUAGGAGCUGACCUUGGUAUCGCCUCCUCAUGCAAAGCCCUUGCCGAGGAUCCAAGCCGGUUGACUAGAUGGAUCAUUGGGGAAGAGAAGGUGCUGGGGUGGAAGAAGUGAGCGUCUACUCAUGUAGACCGUUCUUAUAUUGAGAAGCAUUUGCUCAUUGUAAUGAAUAAAAUGUGUCAUUCAUGGCAUUCUGGCUUUUGUUAACCUGUCCAGAUUUCAGCUGCCUAAUCCAGUCUCCAUUUUCUUGAGUAGGUGACCAUUUCUUAAUUGAAGACUACCAUUUUUCAUUA